CGCUGAGAUUUUUCGCUAGUCACUUCUCGCACUAAGCAAUAGCUGUUAGAAUCAAUCGUUCUGCACUAACCACCACAAAACCGCAAAAUGGCGACUACAACCAUGCAUUUUGGCCCCGAGUGGAUGCGCGCGAAGCCACAAACUCCUGCUACUCGCCCCCAAGCACCUCCCUCUCCACCUCCACCGGCAAUAUCUAAUACACAGCAAGCGAACGCGUCAACUUAUUCUGCACUCGUUACACCUGCUGCCGCACCAGAGCCUGAGAAACGUGAUGAAUGCCGUCCUUUCAGAUAUUCAAAGGAAGCAAUGCUCAGAAUCUACAAAGAGGGUGGCGGGAGAGGCGGUCUGGGAUUGGAGGUGGAAAGAUGGGAGGGCAUUGUACACGAAGUCAGCAGUGAACCCACAGGAUUGCGCGAAAUGAGCGAUGCGGAAAAGAAGCUGUUUGCUGGGCCACUUAAUUCCGAACUUCGGCGGCGCCAGUCUACCGACCUCAUAAGCACGCUGUCAUCUCCAUCUGAUAGACCCAGGUUGAACCAUUCCAAUACCGGAGGAGGGAGCCCUAUGAGAGGGUUUGGUCUCAUGGGAAGGAGGAGGGAUAGCACAGAUCAACCACCACUUGCAUUACCUCGUAAAUUGUCUGUAUCUAAUACACAAGGUAAUUCUCCACGCGACGGAGCACUGCCUUCCCCUCGUACCCGAAUAGGUGGCUUUGCUUCAGGAUUCGACGGUGUUCUUAACGGCGGAGAUUCUUGGAUGGCUAGACGGCGAACAUCGGAGAGCGUACUGAAAGUUGGGGGAGUAUCUACAGGGACCCGUCCGGAGAGCAGAGAAGAGGAUGCGAAAGGACGUAACAUCAAAGAAGUGGAGGAAGAACACCCAGUACAAAACACUGCGCUCCAGCCUAGCCCUUCUGGCGCUUCUCAAUUAUCUCCAAUCCCUGAUUCCCAGCCCCUCGAUACCACAAGCAAUAGUCCGAGCCAGCAAUCUGCGCUAAGUGCGGAUUCUGUGACACAUCGUAUGACUGGAAUGAGUCUUGAUAAAAAUGAGCGGACCAACGCGAACUUUCAUCUCAAUCCGGUGGCCGACAGUCUGACGGGUCCACCACCAGGUCUGGAUCCGGCUAGCGUUGAGUGGUCAUACCUGGAUCCUCAAGGUCAAGUGCAAGGUCCUUUCAAAGCUGAUUUAAUGCAGAAAUGGUUUGAUGAGGGCUAUUUCACUCCCGGCCUCCUGAUGAAGCGUACUCAUAUUGAUCGAGAAUGGACGGCGGUUGGGAUUCUCGACCACCAGUCCGCCGGUGGAAAGAUAUUUCUUUCGCAAUUCCCAACGUCCACUGGACCUCCUGGUCUCAGUAUCCGUACCGAUUCCUCACAGAAUUACUCCCCUGCUGCCCAGAAUUACUCCCCCGCUCAUGAGCAUAAUACAUUUACUGGAUAUCAGCCUGUGCCAACCCGGACUCUCCGUACUGCAACAUUGGACCCAUACCUUAAUAGCGCAUCUCCUUCAGAUUCUCCCUCCUCGUCCUUUGGUGGUGGGAGGUUUGGCAACGGCUCCCCCGAUACUUCUGCAUUGGCGGGGAGAGUUGGAAACCUUUACACUGGUGACUCAGGACUCGGCUCUCAUGGUUUUACUGGAAAUUCGGGUCCAUUCGGUCCAGUCGGGGACCCCCGCUCGUCGUUCAACACUUUGGCACCCGGAAGAACUUCAUCACUGGACACAUUCAGCACCUAUAAGAACAACAACAACUCCCAAUGGCCACCGUCCAUGACCCAGAAUGUGCAACAUUUUGGCGGUGGUGAGCAUUCCCUUGCAGCUGGUUUCAACAAUGGCAUCGGCUCGGGCGUCAUACCGGUGCCUGUGCCGAUUGCGCAGAGCCACUCUUUCACACAAGAGCCCUCGUAUGGCGAUGGCACGUACAACGCCAUGGGCAGUCUCGGCGCCUCGCACGAUUCACCCAUCGCACGGCACCCUGUUGAGACGAACGGGUUAGGUUUCAACAACCUAGGGAUGAACGGCUCACCUUAUGUCCAGCACUUCCCGCAGUCCCCUGUCGUGCCGCAGCAGCGCUCGUCUACAUCGCCGUUCGGUGAAGUUCUAGCGAAGGUCACUGAACCGCCUGCCGUGCGGACACCAGUGUCUGCCGUGCAGCCUGAGAAUGUGUCAUCACCCUGGGGCGCACCCGAGCCUGCUACUGUACGCCGCCCGGCGGCUGAGAUCCCUACCCCACCCCCUGUUGCUCAGGCACCUCCAGCUGCUUGGAGUCAACCCCCGCAACCCGCUCGUAACGCCCCCAAGUCAAAAGACCCUUCACCUUGGCUGACAGCCUCCCUAGGCGUCGUCGAUGAUGGAUGGCGCGAGGUUCCUGGCCCAAACAGUCUCACUGUGAGCAACCUCGGGCAGCAUAAUAAGAUGUACGAGGAUGUAGAUGAGGAGUCCAACGUUGCUGUGUCGCCCAUUGGGGAAACGGAGGAGGAAGCUGCACCGGUACCCGUGCCAGAGAUACCCCAGCCAGCGCCUGUGACCCCGGCCCCCGCUCCACACAUUGAGCCCCCAGCGUUUCCAGCGCCAAAGGCCAAAGUCAAAUCCACUGUUCGUGAGGUUCAGACACCCGCCCCGACUUCAGCACCGAAAUAUACACCUCCCGCGCCCACACCUGCUUUAAAGAGCCCAUCUCCUGUUCCAAAGCCUGCGUGGGCGACUGAAGACGAUGCGAAAAAGGGCAAGGCAUCGGUCGGUCUGCGCGAGAUCCAGGAGGCAGAGGUAAAGAAGGCAGAGGCACGUAAAGUUGCGGAACGCGAGCGGCUUGCACGCGCCAAUGUACCGAUCCCACCUGCUGUCGUCGAGGAUGCGCAGCCAUUCACUGCAUCGUGGGGACUUCCGACCUCUCAAACGGGUGCACGAGCUGCUGUGACGCCGAGAGCUGGAGAAGCUGCGGCAACACCUGCGGCGAGCGCUCCAGUAUGGACAUCAACGAGUACAGCACCUGCCAAGAAGACGAUGAAGGAGAUCCAAGAGGAAGAGGAGCGCCGGAAGAAGAUGGGACUGAAGGACUCGAUGGCGGCGACAGCUGCAAGGCGCGGAUAUGCAGAGACUACUUUCAAGGUGGUUCCCAGUGCACAGGCUAGUGCGCCCGUUCGUCCAGCCGCUACUCCAUCCGUGUCUGCACAAGCAGCGCCUACGCCUCGCCCCAAUGGUAUAGCAGUCCGCUCAACCUCGCAGGCUUUCACAAAGGCUGCUGCUGCCACACCAUCACGCGUAGACGACACGCCUGUCACGUCUACACACGAUUUCCUCAAGUGGCUGAACGAUACGCUGAAAGGGCUCAAUAAUUCCGUGAAUCUGGAAGACAUAACGCAGAUGCUCCUCUCUUUCCCCCUUGACCCAGACCCUUCUACAUCAGAGAUCAUUUCCGACCUGAUCUAUGCGAACAGCACUACGCUUGAUGGGCGGAGGUUCGCAGCAGAGUUCGUUAAGCGCCGCCGGGCUAGUGGGACAGCCGGACCAGGACCGAAUGGGAAUGGGAAGGUGUCGAUCGCAGACGUGGUGAAGACAGCGCCACGGGCUGCUCAGCCAGAAUGGGGCUUCAAGGUGGUGAAUAAGAAGAAGAAGGGGAGGGCGUGAGUUGGAGUAGGAGGAUAUUUUUAGUGUUGUACAUGCAUACUCAUAAGGAUGCUGAGACGCUCACUUGCUUGUUUUUAUCAUCUCAUGAAUUAAUUUUCCCUGCUCAAGUCCUAGCUUACAUUGCGAUCAAUGCUGCUCGAGCAGACAUCUCAUUCACAAUCACUCAAGCUAAGCACUCAUUAUUCAAACUGGAGUCCAGUCAUCGAAUAAUCAUGAACGAAUAUCAACAACCCCACGACCCACUCAUCCCC
Suillus subaureus is the source of this 3869-nucleotide messenger RNA. RefSeq lists its product as uncharacterized. The record is from RefSeq and is a predicted model, not a curated record. The transcript has 9 exons. Gene Ontology annotation, molecular function: protein binding. Bases 88 to 3618 code for a protein of 1176 amino acids. Lineage: Eukaryota; Fungi; Basidiomycota; Agaricomycetes; Boletales; Suillaceae.